Molecule: messenger RNA, 891 nt
Organism: Nomascus leucogenys (northern white-cheeked gibbon)
Lineage: Eukaryota; Metazoa; Chordata; Mammalia; Primates; Hylobatidae
Gene: CST7
Product: cystatin F
Biological process (GO): immune response; negative regulation of microglial cell activation; positive regulation of myelination
Cellular component (GO): late endosome; endoplasmic reticulum; Golgi apparatus
Molecular function (GO): cysteine-type endopeptidase inhibitor activity
Source: RefSeq, a predicted model, not a curated record
ACUGCCCUGUGCUGCCCGAGAAGGCUCAGCACAGGCACCAACCACUGCCCGGCACUGCCCCAUGCUGCCUGAGAAGGGUUGGCACAGGCACUGACCACUGCCUCCAACUGCCCUGCGCCAUCUACCCAAGAAGGCUCAGCACAGGCACCAACCACUGCCUCCAACUGCGCCAUGCUGCCUGAGAAGGCACUGCACGGCCACCCCCCACUGCCCCGCACUGUCCCCACCCGGGCAGCCAUGCGAGCGACUGGAACUCUGCUGGCCUUCUGCUGCCUGGUCUUGAGCACCACUGGGGGCCCUUCCCCAGAUACUUGUUCUCAGGACCUUAACUCAGGUGUGAAGCCAGGAUUUCCUAAAACAAUAAAGACCAACGACCCAGGAGUCCUCCAAGCAGCCAGAUACAGUGUUGAAAAGUUCAACAACUGCACGAACGACAUGUUCUUGUUCAAGGAGUCCCGCGUCACAAGGGCCCUAGUUCAGAUAGUGAAAGGCCUGAAAUACAUGCUCGAGGUGGAAAUUGGCAGAACUACCUGCAAGAAAAACCAGCACCCGCGUCUGGACGACUGUGACUUCCAAACCAACCACACCUUGAAGCGGACUCUGAGCUGCUACUCUGAAGUCUGGGUCGUGCCCUGGCUCCAGCACUUCGAGGUGCCUGUUCUCCGUUGUCACUGACCCCCGCCUCUUCAGCAAGACCACAGCCAUGACAAACUCCAGGAUGCACACUCCCUGUCCCCUCCCACCCGCCUCAUGACCCAGCCUCACAGACCCUCUCAGGCCUCUGACGAGUGAGCGGAUGAAGUGCCGCUGGGUCACCGCAGGACAGCUGGAAUGGCAGCAUGGUAGCACCUCCUAACAGAUUAAAUAGAUCACAUUUGCUUCUAAAAUUAA